AUGAAGGUGGGAAAAAAAGUUAGGGAAUAUAAAGCGGGAGACUUUAUAUUCGCUAAAGUGAAAGGAUAUCCAGCGUGGCCUGCAAGAGUGCAACGACCAAAUGGAAAGAAAUACUUUGUGUAUUUUUAUGGGACGGCUGAAACAGCUAAUCUGCCGCCGAAUAUGAUUUUCGAUUACGCCGAGAAUAAAGAUAAAUUUUUGACUAAAACAGUUAAACGGCGAGAUUUUAAUGAUGGCGUUAAACAGAUCGAAUAUGACUUCGCUAAUAAUGUUCCGGUGGAGCAGGUUGUUGGUUCGUCUUCGAAAGAACCAACGAACAAUGAAACUAAUGAAGAUGACUCGGCCCUUGAGACGACGGCUGAUGACACGAUGGCGGAUGAGUCGACACUUAAUAUGACACAAAAUGACACAUUAGCUGACGAAUCGGACGUUGGGUUAGCCAUUGACGAAGUUAAGACCAAGGGCAAAAAGUCAAUUAAAACAGCAAAGGAAACGCCGAAGAAGGAAGUAAAAACACCGAAAGCGAAGAAGAACGAGGAAGAAGAGAAGAAGGACGAGGAAAUUGUUAGUAGAAGCGGAAGGAAGAUCAAGCCUAAGAGAUUCAUUGACGAACAUACAGAGGAGAACACGGCUUUGCAAGCCCCAGCUGCGAAGAAGAAACGCGCGAUUUCACCGACUCCGGAAAAGGAGGGGAAGAAAGAGAUGUUUAAACACUAUCGUGUUACUUUACAGUCGGAACUUGAAGAUCUUAAAGAACCCUUUAAUAGUGAUGAGACAGAUAAGGAGAACAUAUUGAUUGCAUAUCUGCCUUCGGGACAGUAUGUUGGUAUCAAGCUGUUCCAAUCAAGGCCAACCAACUUCAAGGAUGAGGCUGCUAGGCUGAAAUGGGACAAGCAACAGGCGGCGAAUGCUAUCACCAUGAAACUGCAAUUAGAGCAUGGCCAGAUAACAGCUCAAUCUGUGGCUGGACAGCUUAUUACGGAGUUACAUUUGAACGAUGAAGAGAAGGAGCUCUUGGACAAGGAAAACGAUCUUGGUGGUAAGAAAUCCCGACUCCACUUCCUAAAGACGGAAGUGAAAAUGAUGGAAUUGGACGCGAAAAUCAAAACUUGUCUGUGUUUAGAGAAGGCAGACACAGAAAUGUGUCUGAAGUUGUUGGACGAGCUGUUGGAACUGGACACCAAGCCUCUCAUGCUGCUCAAGCACCCAGUGUGCCUCGAGACCGUGAAGCGCAUGCGCGCGUACGUGGGCAACACGGCCUCGUGGGACCUCAGCGAGGCGGAGGCCGUCCUGUUCAGCAAACACGCGCAUCGGAUACGGAAGCAGGCGGACGUAAUCUACAACAGCAUGAAGAAACUCUUCUCGCCCCCGGAAGGUCUCUCCUUCUUCGAGUACUUCACCGAAAGAGUGGAGCUCUUCAAACAGAUCACCAGCAAACUGUCCCAAGGGGACGUCAUGGAGAUGGUCCUCGAACCCAUAGAAAUGUCACAGCCGACAUCUCACACGAUGAAGUCAGCCGUUGAAUCGGCGAAUGACAUUUGCAACUCAGUAGACGCUCAGGCGAAGCAGACCGUAAAAGUCAAGAAGAUAGCGAACAUCCUGAAAAAGACGCCGAUGAAGAAGAAUGCAAAGAAGCAAGAACAGAAGCCGCAAGUGGAGAAGAAAAAGGAGGACAAUGAAUAUGCAGCUGAGAAAGAAGAGAAGAUUGAGAAGGAAGAGAAGAGUGAGAAGGAAGAGACAAUAGCGAAGGAAGAGAGCGCAAAAGUCGAGGAAGAAGAGAACAAAGAUCUUGAAAGCAUGGAGAAAGAAGACAACAAAGAUCUUGAAAGCAUGGAGAAAGAAGACACAAAUACAGACACAUCGAAUGACACAAUGGAGGCAAUUAAAGACAUAGAUAAGGAGACGGAGAAAGACACGGAAGAGAAAGUGGAGAAGAGAAAAUUCAGCAUAGAAUCGAAAUCGAGUUUAGAAGAGAAGGAAGAUGAACCCAAAGCUAAGAAAACGAGAGAGAGCAAGAAGACUGAUCUACCACCUCUGAAAUCUCCUGCGAAAAGAAAAUCAAAAGUUUGA
This is a messenger RNA of Pieris macdunnoughi, 2070 nucleotides long. The record is from the annotation of a GenBank genome assembly. NCBI's taxonomy places the organism in Eukaryota, Metazoa, Arthropoda, Insecta, Lepidoptera, Pieridae.